UUGAUUCUGCUUUUGCACCAUGUCAAUCCCUGAUGGACAUGGCCAAACUGCUGUGGUCGAUGUGUCAGAAGGAUUCUGGCUUUCAAGCUCUGACUUUAUUUGGAGCAAUGGGAUCAGCGAGUUUGACGUAGACGCCUUGGGUGCAAUCGGCUUCCCGCGUGACUGGCCCAGCGCCUACUCAAAGAGUGUUCCACUGAAGUCGCUCAUCGGGAAGCGCGGCCUUCUUCCCGCGAGACGGGUGGCUGUGGUGGGCUUACCAACCGCUGAUCAAUUGUCCAAACUGCCAGAUAUGUGCAAAAGUUCCACGUGCGUUCCUUUGCACAGCUUCCACAAUGCCGAGCGAAUCUCUAAAAUGGCUGGGCUGGAAAUCGUUCGCGGCUGGGCCAUCUACGAAAGGCUGGAUCAGCCAGUCGGGUCUGUUUUUGUGGCAGAAAGAUACUGGUGGAAUUCGCUCCCCGGAAGCAGCAGUACCAACAGUACCUGGAUUGACUUGUCUCCCCGGCCAACCUUUUGGCCCCAGCUCCUUCUCAUCGAGGAGGUUGAGCCAAAAAUCAAAGAGCGGAAGAUCCUGCCAAAGAAAGAUGCGCAGUUGAUGUCUCGUCUCAUUGCCCAAAGAUUUCCAGAAUACAAAGCUCGUCUGCCAGAGCUGCCAGCCCUGGAUACAAAGAUUUCCGGGCCCGCGAACAAAGUCAGUGUCACCGUGGAGAACGAGCCUGGCACCCAAGAAAUUCAAACAGCCAAGAAGCAGUCUGGAUAUGUGGCUGGCAAUGAGCGGAAUGGAAAGACUAAGACGAGUCAGACGAGCUUGGAUUAUUCGAAGUUUGACCACAUUGAAGAUUCAGACGACGAAAAGAUUGUCCUGAAGCAAGCUGUGACGUUGCCUAUGGGUUUGCCACGAGAAGCUGUCUCCAGACAAGAGUAUGACAACGUAUGGCGAGCCUUGUUGCAAGACAAGCAACUGCCCUUCACACCUGCGCCAGACUUGGAUGAGAUGUGGGGAUACUACAAGUUCGGUGGUAUGGACGAGCAAGCUUUGCUUGAUCAAGCGUGCGAAGUUCUGGGAAAAUUUCCUUGUCGAUUAGAUCCAAAGGAAUGGAAAGGCAAAACAUACAGCCUCACAAGGAAGUUGGAGAUGGAGAGUCGAGAAGAUGAAGCCAGGAUGUGGUCGAUUCUUGCCAUUCUCCGCUUCCCAGAUGCCGAUGCUUUUUACAACCAGGGUGUGCUAUUGAACAAGAUGUGCGACAAGGUCAAAUUUGGUGGUGCCUCCACUGUGAAGCUUCCGGCUUUGGAAACAUCCCAAGCUAAGAUGGUUUCUACCGAGCAGUACUGUUCGCUCUUUUCUCGCGCAGCAAUCAGCUACUAUCGACGCUCUCUAAAGGUCGACCCCAAACAGCGACCGGCGUACAUCAAUUUGAUCGGCAGCCUGGAACGGAAUGAACCUCCAAAUUGGUAUGACGAUGUUCAUGAACUUGCAAUCGCAGCAGUCAAAAAUGGCAUUUGGUACACAAAGUGGCAGCGUCCGCCGCAUUUUGUCCCGACAUUGCCUGCGAAACCUUUCCACAAUUCGCAAGACUUUCCUUUGUCGCGAGCUUUGGAAGAAAACUUCUCUGUGAUAAAAGCUGAGUACGAAGCCUACAGACAGAAGCUCGCAAAUCGGAAAGACUGGGAUGAUUCGGACACCACACCUGGAUUAGGAGAUGUUGGAAAUCGACCAGGAGCAUUGCACGAUGGUGGUCUUCGCAAGUCAGGAAAGUGGCAAGAAGUGCCCCUCUUUACCAAUUGCACGAUCCAGAGAGAAUAUACAGACUUGUUUCCAGAGACCACCCGCAUUCUUCAGACACAGUGUUCUGAUGCAACGGGCUUGGCUUUUUGUGGUGGUGGCGACGUUAUUUUUAGCGUGCUCACACCUGGUACCCGAUUACGACCACAUUGUGGGCCAAGCAAUGCGAGACUGACUUGUCAUCUGGCAAUCAGGGUACCAAGGAGCUGCGAGCAAGGCUGCUACAUCCGCGUGGGAUCUGAAAGCAGAAGAGCAUGGGAGGAGGGAAAAUGUUUGGUUUUUGAUGAUUCCUUUGAGCAUGAAGUAUUCUUCAGUGAGCCCAGAUCUGAUGAAGCAUAUCCUGGCGACAGAGUGGUGCUUUUGGCAAAUUUUUGGCAUCCAAAUUUUGGAUUUAAAAACGAUCCGGACUGGAGACAAAAAUCUGAUGAAAUGAUGGCGACGGUGGAUGUAGAGACACUACCACAGACCGCCUUAAUGAAGUCUGGAUGAGGUCUGAGCGUUAGACCAGCUUAUCUAUGGCUUAUUGCGUUUUCCCCAGUGCAAGCUUCUGAUUGAAGCCCAGAUGCUAUUCGUGUCUAAUAAAUAUUUGGUUCGGCCUCAAGACAUUUGUUUUCAUGGCCUGCAGUGAAGGCC
Cladocopium goreaui is the source of this 2413-nucleotide messenger RNA. The record is from the annotation of a GenBank genome assembly. NCBI's taxonomy places the organism in Eukaryota, Dinophyceae, Suessiales, Symbiodiniaceae.